AAAGCAAAGGCUUGGACACAACUCUCCCCGCUUUUCAGUGCACAGGCUCGUCUGCGUGUGCCGGAGACGGAGUCGAGUUAUCCACUCAGAAUAAUGAAAGACUCGCGUUUCCCUUCCUCUGGUGUCUGCUUUCAGAUGAGUCACUGACGAGAGCGAGUGGCCAAGAGGAGAGACCGACGCUCUUCUUCAAUGUGGACCGUCGGUGCGCACAAGUGCGCUCCAUGCUUCAGCGUCCUCCUCCCCCUCCUCCUCCGCUCCUGAGAUCAAGCCGAACCCACGAGCCGCGCUGAGAUCCUCCUCAUCGAACCCUCCUGUGCGAGAUGUGCUGUGGACUGCUGACAAUUUCUCCUCCUCCUCCGCCUCCUCCAGUUCAAAUUCAAUGGCAGACAAAGACUGCGCUCUCCAUUUCCAUUUACUCCUGAACUCAUAAAGACAGAGCUGGUCCACACCUAAACCUGUUUUUAUUUUUCUUGCCUCUGUCGCCACCAUUAUUCUGUCCAACAGCAUGGCUUGUUUCCUGUCAUCAGCCUUUCUUCUGUUUCUCCAGACAUAUGCCGCUUCACGUGCGCUUGUUCAGCCAGGGUAUGACGUCACAUUGGAUGCCAUAGAUCUUGAUCCUGGGCUACCAGUAAAUGUCUCUGAAGAUGUGACAUCAUCUCCACCCCCAGGAACUAGCAAAAGAGCCCCACAUAGUAUAAUAAUUGGGGUACGGAAAGGGGGCACACGAGCGCUGUUGGAAAUGUUAGACAUACACCCAGAGGUUGCUGCUGCUGCCACUGAGGUGCACUUCUUUGACUGGGAUGAGAACUAUGCCAAGGGCUUUGAGUGGUACCGUGAGUUGAUGCCCUACUCUUACCCGCACCAGAUCACAGUGGAGAAAACUCCAGGUUACUUUACAUCAGCCCUUGCACCAGAACGCAUCUGUGCCAUGAACUCCUCCAUAAAGCUGCUGUUGAUCUUGCGAGACCCGGUUGAGCGGGUCAUAUCUGAUUACACCCAGGUCUACUUCAACCGGCUAGAGAACCACAAGCCAGUGCAAGCCAUUGAGAACCUGCUUGUGCGCAAUGGAGCCCUAAAUAUUCGAUACAAAGCAAUUCAGAGGAGCCUCUAUGACAUCCACUUGCGUAACUGGCUGCGUCACUUCCCCCUGGAACAAAUACACAUUGUAGAUGGGGACGCCCUGAUCCGUGACCCCCUGCCUGAGCUUCAGAAGGUGGAGCUCUUCCUCAAUUUGCCCCCAAGGAUAGUGUCCUCCAACUUCUACUUCAACCAGACCAAGGGGUUUUACUGUAUCCGAAGUGACGGUCGAGAGCGAUGUCUGCAUGAGUCUAAGGGACGUCCUCACCCACCUGUCAAUAGCACUGUGCUCCAGCAGCUCCGCUCUUACCUACAGGAACACAACCGAACCUUCUUCAGGCUGGUGAAGCGUACCUUUGACUGGCAAUAAGAAACCCAGGCCACAACUGAGACUCCAAGGAACUACUAGCUUCUCCAUGAUGAGGACAAAAUGGGGCACAAAGCACUUUAGAGAACUGACAUUUAACAACCCCUUUGAAUAGCCUCUUCACAGCUACUGUUGUGAUCUCUGUUUGGCAGAAUGCAGUUCUAUUUACACAAGAAGGCAGAAGAGUAUGAAAGACAGGGUAACACCUUACACUACAGUCCACAGCAGGCAGAGAAUCUACUCCAGUUAUUCUGUAAUCUUUUGUACUAAUGGUACUCCAAUGCAGUAUGUUCCAAUAUACAUGUGUAGUGCACACGCUGGGACACAAAAUGUAUUUGUAAGUACUGUGCUGGUGCACAUUAAUACUGAAGUUUACACUGUGACUUUAAAGUGGUUACACUGUGCAUUGUGGGCUGUAUUUGCUGUUACCAAAUACAGCAACUAGAGGCAUAAAACUGAUUGGAAGAAUCUCAAAACAGCUUAAUAAGUCAUUCUUUCUUUGCUGGAAGCGUUUAUGUUAUCAGCGAAAAAAACAAGUUUAUGAACCUGGUGAACUUUUUUUCCUCUCUCUUGUUUGAUAUUCUCAUUCUCUUGAUAAUAAAUUAUUCUGCUUUCAAA
Solea senegalensis (Senegalese sole) is the source of this 2062-nucleotide messenger RNA. It is a transcript of the gene hs3st1l1, whose product is annotated as heparan sulfate (glucosamine) 3-O-sulfotransferase 1-like1. The transcript has 2 exons. The record is from RefSeq and is a predicted model, not a curated record. NCBI's taxonomy places the organism in Eukaryota, Metazoa, Chordata, Actinopteri, Pleuronectiformes, Soleidae. Gene Ontology annotation, molecular function: [heparan sulfate]-glucosamine 3-sulfotransferase activity. Bases 506 to 1447 code for a protein of 313 amino acids.